AUGGCCUUCCUUGUGCCAUGGACACGGGCUUCCGCCGCCCCGUCUCGUCUGCUCGGGACGGGGCGGCUGACCGCCACCACGACUGGUCGCCCGAGUUGGUCGCGGCGGUUUGGCGGGGCGACGCGCGGCUUUGCGCGGAUUGAUGCCUACAAGCACUACUAUGGCAAACUCAAGAACCAGGAGGGCAUGCUGCGCGACGCCGCGCGCAACGAGCCCUACCGCGCGGCGCUGGAGCGUGCCCUGCGCCAUCGGCCCAACGCCACGGUCAUGGACAUCGGCACUGGAUCUGGCUUUCUGGCAAUGCUGGCAGCCAAAUACGGCGCCAAGAAGGUCUAUGCGAUCGAGGGCUCGUCGGAGAUUGCGCGUGUGGCCUCCAGGCUGAGUCGGGCCAAUGGCUUUGCAGGGAUUUUGGAUGUGAUCCCUAAACACUUGGAGGACAUCACUGAAGAGGAUGUGCCUUUGGGCUCUGUCGACAUCAUUGUCUCAGAGCUUUUUUCUCACUUCUUGGUGGGUGAGGUAGGAUUGCAAGUGGUCACCGAAGCCAAGCGCUUUCUGAAGCCAGGUGGCCUCAUUUUGCCAUCGCAAGCUCGGAUCAAGCUUUCCCCCUUUGCCGACCCGACACUGGGCGCUGAACUGCGCGCGCGGCACAGCUUCUGGCAGACCACCGACUUCAUGGGUUUGGACUUGUCUUCGGCCCUGCCCUUUGCUGAGGAGCAAGUGCGCAAGGAGCUCAUCCUAGAUGUAGUCCAGCCUGAGCAACUUCUGGUACCCCCAGACGAGGCACCGGAAGAGCUCCUGGAUCUCGAGGGCCCGGAGGAUCCUGCCCACUGGGAUCGCAUGUCCUUCACUUUGAAGUUUCCCUCGCGCUCGCACGACGCCCUCAUUGAUGGCCUCUGCGCCUGGUGGGAUGUCAUCUUUGCCGACGACCAAAGCGACGGGACGGCGCCUGUGCUGUGGACGGCGCCGGGAAAACCGAAUACGGUCUGGGCACAGUGCAGGUUCCUGCUGCAUAAGCCCUUGAGUGCGGCGAAGGAGGAUGAGCUGAAGGUGGUUUGUGAGCUCAAGAGUCACAAGCAGCGCGAGUCAUACUCUGUGAACAUGACGCUGAUCAACGAGACGAAGAAGCGCAGCGCGCUGGUGGGGCCGGUGGAGCUCAGUAACGUCUAUGCGCGGCACUUCGCCAAAGCGCAUCCGCUGGGAGGCUUGAGCGAAGCAGAACGCUGCGUUUUCCAUGGCUUUCCUCAGUUCCUCAUUCUGUUGAAAGCGGUGGAAGUCUACAGGCAGAAGGAUCUCCGGCCAGAGGGAGCUUUAGCAGAGCAUGCCGUGAAGGAGCCCUCCUCGCUGGCGGGGACUUACGUCGGGAUCUUUGCCGCCUUUGGGGAUCACCCGGAGACCAACACGGAGCCUGUGGAGCUUGAGGUCUUCGUGCCUCCCUCAGAGGAUGCCAUUGGUUGCAAGAGCUACCAGCUCCCAGCGAAUUCCAUCAGCCUGGUGCGAAGAGGAAACUGCACCUUCGUGGAGAAGGCCCGGCAUGCGCAAGACGCAGGUGCCCUGGGCGUUCUGGUCGCCUUUGACUCUGACCAGGUGAUGGAGAUGGGUGGCUCGAACCAAAGCAAGGAAGAUGAGCAGGUGAAGAUCUGGGCCGUGGCGAUCGGCGAGACACUGGGGGAGAAGUUCUACCAGCAACUGGGGUCCUCCAGUCUGGAACAGGCCAAAUUGGUGGUCUCAGUGACCUCAUAUCAUCCAUCACCCUUCAAUGUGUCGGAGCUGAUUUUGAUCCUGACCGCUACGGCACUGGUAGCAGCUGGGACCUUCUUUUCCACCGCGGACAUGCGGCAGACGAGCUUCAGCAGCGCAAUCGCCCCGCAGACCGAAGAAGUUCAAGAGCUGGACGCUUGGAUGGCAGGAGGCUUCUGUGUCAUGGGCAGUUGCGUGCUGGUCUUCCUCUUCUUCUUCAUGAAGUACGCCAUCUAUUUCAUAAUGUUUGCCUUUUGUGUGGGUGGAGCACUUUGCCUGACCCAGUUUAUCAGCAUGUGCUUGUACCACUAUGCGGUCUGGUCUCGCGAGAAGUUCGUGACCCUGCCUGGCCUUGGCCCAAUCUCGAAGGCGGAGAGCCUCGCCUUGGUGCCAUCAUCACUCUUGGCAUUGUGUUGGGUGAUUCUUCGAAACACCCACUAUGCCUGGCCCUUCCAGGACAUUAUUGGUGCAGGCUUCCUUUGCUGGAUGCAAAGAACCCUCAGGCUGCCGAACCUAAAGAUCGCCACCAUCCUUCUGGUGGCCAUGUUUUUCUUCGACAUCUACUGGGUGUUCAUCUCAGUCCACCAGUUCCACCAGAGCGUCAUGGUCUCCGUGGCCACGGGCGGUGGGACCGGCGAGGCGGUGCCCAUGCUCAUCAGGAUACCCCAGUUCGGCGAUCCUCUGGGUGGAGAUCGGAUGCUCGGGUUCGGCGACAUCGCGCUGCCAGGGCUACUGGUGUCUUACCUGAGACGUCACGAUCUGCUGAGCCAUCGACGCUUCUUCGAAGGCUACUUCGGCCCGUCCUUACUGGGAUAUUUCGUAGGCCUUUGUGCGACGAUUGUCGCUCUCACCAUCAUGAAGAUGGGUCAGCCAGCAUUGCUUUACCUGGUUCCAUGCACCUUAGGUACCACGGUGCUGCUGGCGUCCUGUCGAGGAGAACUGUCCCUUCUGUGGGAUGGCAAGGUCUCGCGGCGACCCAAUGAGGAUCCGCAUUCGAGCGAUGGAGGACCUUGA
Molecule: messenger RNA, 2751 nt
Organism: Durusdinium trenchii
Lineage: Eukaryota; Dinophyceae; Suessiales; Symbiodiniaceae
Source: the annotation of a GenBank genome assembly